This is a messenger RNA of Pseudo-nitzschia multistriata, 2544 nucleotides long. The record is from the annotation of a GenBank genome assembly. NCBI's taxonomy places the organism in Eukaryota, Bacillariophyta, Bacillariophyceae, Bacillariales, Bacillariaceae.
ACCCAACGGCAUAGUGCCUUUUCAAACCAUUCGCACUAAGACUAAAGCAAUARUUAUCAUGAAGCUUCAUGGCCCUGUGUCUUUUCUAUUAUCGACGUUUUCUGCGUCGUCGUCUUUGGCGUUUUCAUUUUCCCCGGCAGCUGUCAGUAAGGUUUGCCCUGUUAUCGAACAUGCACAAAAAAGUGCACUUCUUAUGAGUGACGACGAUGACUUUUUCGCUGAUUACGAUCCCUCCAAGUACGACUCCUACAACAGCAGUGGUGAUGAUUAUGGUGGAUAUGGAGGCGGAGGCGGUCGAAGACAAGGAAGACGAGAUUCAUACUCAUCUCGUGGUGGCGGUGGUAGCUAUGGCGGGAGAAGGGGUGGUCGAGGUGGUCGAGGUGGUCGAGGGCGACAAUCCUUCUCGUACGAACGGGACACUUCUCAGGACAACUCAAACGUCGAUGAAGCCACCGUUGAGGACAUGAUCCGCCGGCGGUCCGAUGCAAAACGAGAUCGCGAUUACGAAACCGCCGACGCCAUCCGUGAAGAGCUGUUGACAGACUAUCAUGUAGGUAUCGAUGAUCGAGAAAGGACCUGGAGGACCGGCGUCUCGGCUUCCGGAAGCGGCCGUGGCAACUUUCGGAACGGAGGAGGACGUGGCAGUCCACACCGCGGAGGAGGCGGCCGACGACCCCGACAAAAUUUUGGUCCAAACGGCCACGAUUACGAGAUGUCCRCCGACGUCGGACCGAACUCCUCUGGUCUGGCAGAAGACGAAAUCCACGCGAUGAUUGCCGAUCGCCUCAUGGCAAAACUAUCCCGUGAUUUUGGGACCGCGGAYGGGAUUCAGACGGACCUCGUCGCACGGGGUGUCUUUGUCCACGACGGGAUCAAAGAAUGGAGAUGGGAUGGUGUUCCMUACGGUGAUUUUUCAGAACGGCGGGGCCAUGACCGMAGAGGGAAUCCCGGAAAAAYCGAGGGCAGCCGAAGCAGUUACGAUAUUGCAUACAUAAAAUCCUCCUUCUCCKCAAAUGCCGAGGGUGUCGWCGACGAGAUGAUCGACAAGCUCGUUGCGGAGCGACUUAGGUUCAAGCUCGACAGGAAUUUYGACAAGGCCGAUGCCAUCCGAGAMGGCCUUAGGACUCRAUACAACGUUCUUAUUGACGAUAGGUGAGUUCGGAUUCGAYCAUUUUCUUCUACAAUGAUGAAGYAGAUCUCCGUCGCUGAUCGUGGGUCUAUUUUGGCUACUUUGGUGUGCUAACUUCAUUUUUUUACUUUCGACACGGAAUCGAAUCUUGGGAAAUUUUGUGGAUAUCAAAUCGCAACCGUCGGAACCAAUUCUUAGAUUGAAAAUGUGGAGCGUGGGUGGUGAUUUCGGCGAGGAACACAACAACAGACGGGAGCUGGCACAUCAGUUCGCCACCCGGGGGUACAUCAAAUCCAAGAGCUCCUUGUCGGUCUCCCCAGGAGACGAGACAUAUAUCCAGGAGCAAAUCGACGAGCGAUUUUURGCCAAGAGAGACCGCGACUUCCGAACCGCCGAUGACAUUCGCCAGCACCUUCUCGAGGACUAUGACGUCUCGAUCAAUGACAAGCUGAAGAUGUGGUCGGUAGGAGGGGCCUUUGACGAAGACGGGGGUAACAACAAACCGAGGGGUGUCUACAGCCGGAGGGGGGGAGGAAACCUGUCGGACGAAGCCGUCGAAGAGAUCCAGGGCCUCCUGGCGGAGCGCUACACCYAUAAGAAAAACCGAGACUUUGACGCGGCCGAURCCAUCCGUGACGACCUUGAAGCUCGGUACGAUGUCAGGAUCGACGAUCGAUCCAGCGAAUGGAGGGUCGACACGAACGAGUAUUUCGCCGCCUACACCGGCAGCCUUUCGGACGCCGACAUCGAAUACGUGUCGAGCAAGCUCCGCGAACGGUUCCAGUGCAAGCGCGAUCGGGACUACGAUGCCGCGGACGCGAUUCGAGACGAACUGGGAGACAGCUUCGGCGUGAGCGUAGACGACCGCACCAAGGAAUGGAAGGUCGAGACGGUCCAAGAAGACCAGCAUAGCAUGCCCUACAACAAACAACAGGAGGACGACGGUUUUGAUUUCGGGCAGGAUUUCGAGUUGUCCGUGGACGAUUUCGAAGAMGAUGACGAGGAGGAAGGAGAUAACGAUGACGAAGACGAAGCCGACAUCGAAAUUGUUUCUGAAGAAGAUGAGGAGGAGGAAAUCGAGGCAGUAGAAGAAGACGAAGAAUCGUCUCUAACAGAAGAAGAACUGUCCAAACUCACCGUUGUGAUACUGAAAGAAAAACUCCGAGAUGCCGGUCUCCCCGUUUCCGGCAAGAAGUCUGAACUUGUCGCUAGGCUUCUAGCUUCGUAAUAAUUGAGUACGGUAACAAAUAAUUUUGAUUCUAUUCAAUCCAAUGCAAGCCAAACGAUUGAUUUUUGAUCGUUACAUACUAUGACUUUAUCCAGGAGUCUUAUUUCUUUGGUAUAUUCUUUCUACUGUUCUGUAAGCCGAUCAGUCUGAAUGUUGUACUGCACACCAAUAACCAGAUUUCAUAUUG